Menidia menidia (Atlantic silverside) is the source of this 294-nucleotide messenger RNA. Lineage: Eukaryota; Metazoa; Chordata; Actinopteri; Atheriniformes; Atherinopsidae. The record is from the annotation of a GenBank genome assembly.
AUGGGGUACUGGGAUGUCCCGGAGGGUACAGAUUGUGUCGAGAAAACAUGGAUCACCACCAAACUGGGCACAGCUUUAGGCCUGGUGGGCUCGGCCUAUCACAUCGUGGCGUUCCAGCCUGAGUCUGCGUUGGUGGCGCUGCAGAGGGCCACCGGCGCCACGGUGACCAUGGCCUCCAUGGGAGCCAUCUUUGGAAUGGCGACGUGUCUGAGCGCUCAGGCCCGCGACGCCCCGGACGACCCCCUGAACUAUUUCAUAGGAGGCUGUGCUUCAGGGGUCUUCCUGGGAGCCAGA